AUGCAGACUAGCUUGCCGUCACGGUCGCUACCCACCUGGGGCCGGCCUGUAAGCCCUUCUCGGAUAUGCAAAACGGCAAAGGGCGGCCGGUCCUUUGUCUCCGUCUGUCCGCAAGCUGACUUGGUGGGGAGCUUGCCAUCUGCACAGGCUCUCCUGCUCGGCUGCUGGUCCAUGAAUGAGACGCAAAGUCGUGCGGGGGUGGAGCUUGGGUGGUGGAUGGCACUGAUGGUUGGCAGGAUGCAAACCCCCCGCCUUGCUUGGCCGUCGAGCUGCAGCAAGCCAAGGCGUAGCGACAAUCGAGUUAAGCCGGAGAUGGGUCGGGGCAGAGGCGCAGCCAGUGUCGCUGUAUUGGCUGGAGGGUGUUUUUUUUCUUGGAGCAUUAAAGUCAAGCAAGGCAUUGAAGUCAAGCAGAGGAGCAGCCAGUUCAGUGCAGUUACGUCAGCUGCCUACGUCAUCAGGCCCGUGGUAUCCCCGAGGCCGUAA
This is a messenger RNA of Gaeumannomyces tritici R3-111a-1, 483 nucleotides long. RefSeq lists its product as hypothetical. Bases 1 to 483 code for a protein of 160 amino acids. The record is from RefSeq and is a predicted model, not a curated record. Lineage: Eukaryota; Fungi; Ascomycota; Sordariomycetes; Magnaporthales; Magnaporthaceae. The transcript has 2 exons.